Messenger RNA from Capsella rubella, 784 nucleotides. Its product is annotated as probable tyrosine-protein phosphatase At1g05000. Gene Ontology annotation, molecular function: phosphatase activity. Bases 69 to 662 code for a protein of 197 amino acids. The record is from RefSeq and is a predicted model, not a curated record. Gene Ontology annotation, biological process: protein dephosphorylation. Gene Ontology annotation, cellular component: cytoplasm. NCBI's taxonomy places the organism in Eukaryota, Viridiplantae, Streptophyta, Magnoliopsida, Brassicales, Brassicaceae. The transcript is spliced from 5 exons.
UCCAUCCCCAUCCGAAAGCUCUCUCUUUCGUUUUCGUCUUUUUGGCGCUCAACAACAAUACCAUCAUCAUGACGUUGGAGAGUUACGCCGGCGAUGUUCACACCGUACCACAGUCGGAAAACUCUACGGAGGAAAGAGGCGGCGGUGAGCUUUUCGUGCCACCUCUUAACUUCGCUAUGGUCGAUAAUGGAAUUUUCCGUUCUGGUUUCCCUGAACCAGUCAGUUUCAGCUUUCUCCAAUCUCUACGACUCCGAUCCAUCAUAUAUUUGUGCCCUGAGGCAUAUCCAGAGGUGAAUAGAGAGUUUGCAAAAUCAAAUGGGAUCCAAGUUUUUCAAUUUGGAAUUGAAAGAUGCAAGGAACCCUUUGUUAAUAUCCCUGAUGAGGUUAUCAGAGAAGCAUUACAAGUACUUCUAGAUACUAAGAACCAUCCUGUCUUAAUACAUUGCAAAAGUGGCAAGCAUCGAACAGGGUGUUUAGUAGGUUGUGUAAGGAAGAUACAGAGAUGGUGUUUGUCCUCUAUCUUCGAUGAGUACCAGAGAUUCGCAGCUGCUAAAGCUAGGAUCUCAGACCAGAGAUUCAUGGAGCUCUUUGACAUCUCCAAUCUAAAGCAUUCACCACUCUCCUUCUCUUGUUCCAAGAGGCAUACUCAUAAUGAUUACUAACAACUUUACCUGUUUAAUGGUCUUAAACAACUUAAGUAGUUCUUUUUUAGCAAGUAAAUGAAAAAGUGUGAGACUUUGUAUCAUACAAAAAGAGAAAAUAAAACCUUUUAUUCAAAUUUAAA